Molecule: messenger RNA, 852 nt
Organism: Ricinus communis (castor bean)
Lineage: Eukaryota; Viridiplantae; Streptophyta; Magnoliopsida; Malpighiales; Euphorbiaceae
Exons: 2
Coding region: 96-605 (169 amino acids)
Molecular function (GO): electron transfer activity
Source: RefSeq, a predicted model, not a curated record
AAUAACAAUUAUUCAGUCUUUUCCUAUAUAUCACUAAGUGUUUCAUAUCUACAUAACAUAAAUUCCUUCAAUUUCUUUUUCCACUUUUGGUAAAUAUGGGUCUAAAAUACACACAAGGAUUCUUGCUGCUCGUGCUCUGUGCUUCCAUGUUGGGAGUCAGUGUAGCCAACAGGAACUGGCAAUAUGGGUGGAAUAGUCCUAAACACGGCCAUCGUCACCCUAAGUACACCGAUACUCCUAAAAAGAUUGUAGUAGGCGGUUCCGCCAACUGGACCUUCGGCUUUGACUAUACUGUUUGGGCUUUCAGAAACGGUCCUUUCUAUUUAAAUGAUACUCUUGUAUUCAAGUAUGAUCUGCCAAAGGAUAAUAGCACACAUCCUCAUAGCGUAUACUUGCUACCAGACCUAUGGAGUUUCUUGACAUGCAACUUGACUGAGGCUGUCAUGAUUGCGGAUGGAUCACAGGGGGGUGGCAACGGGUUCGAGUUUGUACUGAAUAAGUGGCAGCCUUACUUUUUUGCCUGCGGUGGAGGUGAGGGCAUCCACUGCAAUCUUGGCAAGAUGAAGUUCUACGUGCUGCCACUGCUUCGUCGUUGGCACUACUGAUCAGACAAUAUUUUGAUAGAUACUUCGGGGAGUUAUGCACUGCGCUUAACUAAAUAAUUACAGGAAAUUUCGUUUCGUGUCUUUGUGUUUGCUGCUAAUAAGAUUAACAUGACAUUUUUCUUUGUAAUUAGCUGAUGAUCAGCUAGAGAAAAGAGAUUAUGUUACACCUAUUGGGUCUUUGUGCUUUUGAUAUUUUAUUUGUUUAUGGAGAAUAUAAUAAUGAGAAUCUUGUUGAAGAUUAUUGAAA